UCUCGUGUGUUCACUGCAACAGGAAGCAGCUCCCCACUCGGGCAGCUGCGAACAGCAGCACGAAGGAGCCAAGGGUCGCAGCACUGGGAGGAAGCGAAGGAAGCAGCGGCGAUAUCCAGGUAGGUGGGACAGGAGGCUGCAAAAAUGGCGUCCAUGGUCGACUUUCGGGGUCUGGACGAGGGCCUUGGGCACAGGCAGAAGAGGAAAAGAGAGUUUGAGAAGCUGGAGGAGGACCUCCAGGCCGCGAAACGAAUUGCAGUUCCCAUGGAUGAGGGUGCGGGUAAGGCGGAGAUCGAGAAGGUUUUGUCAAGAACGGACCCGAAGACGUUAGGAGGCAUGGUGUCUGGUCGAAAGUGGAAGGUGGCAGCGACUACGCGGACCUCAGCAUUGGGCAGAUCAAAGCCGUUGCAGACGUCGUGGGACGAGAAGAUGCGCCAAAAGGAUGUGAAGAAGAUGUUCCAGCAGACUGUCGAACACAUCAAGAAAUCUCAAGAAGUCAUGAUUGCUUCUGAGAACAAGUGUCACCGACAGUCCACAUUUCAGGUAGGGGAACGUGUCUGGGUCAAGGCUAGUGAGUUGGGACAGGAGUUUGGCAUCUCUAGGAAACUAAUGCCUCACUAUUUCUGUCCCUGGGAAGUCCUGGACAUUGUGGGGAAUGAUUUGGAUGGUCCCUCGUACGUCAUUCGUAUCCCUGGUCACUUGCACACUUACCCUGUUUUUCACGCCUCCAAGCUUGCACCUUUUGCUGAGGCAGCACAGUUCUCAUCACGGAGAUCUAUGCUGCCCCCAACCAUGGAUGGCCACGUGGACGUCGACGAUAUCCUGGGUCACAGAGACACGCCUGUUCCAAAGCCACCUGGCAGGGGAAGACCUCCCAAACCUGCAAGGGAAUACAGAGAGAAGCGGCGAAAGAAGGAGGAGUUCAUGAAAAGAAAGGAGGAGAACACACUCAAAAGCGCCCCUGUCCAGAAGAUUUCGAAUCCGAAGACAAUCAAGAAGAUGAUGAAGUCCAAGAACAAGCGAAAACAGCUCCAGAAAGUCGCAGAGUGAUGGUGCUGUGACGGCCAGACAAGAAUGGAAAUUCCCAGCGUCUCUCUUCAUGCCUGCUCCAUGCUAAAAACUCCGUAGAUUGAAAAAAAAACAGAUCUUCUGUUACGACACCUGUAACUUUGCUGUGCCAUAUGGAUUGGGAAAAGCAAACGGAAAAAAGGCUUUGUAAUGUGGAUAGUGUGAUUGAUGAUCUUUGCAACACCAACAUUC
Messenger RNA from Chara braunii, 1260 nucleotides. Lineage: Eukaryota; Viridiplantae; Streptophyta; Charophyceae; Charales; Characeae. The record is from the annotation of a GenBank genome assembly.